AUGUCCUCGUACAACGAGGGCUUCUGCGCCGUCGAGUGGAUGGUCAAGGUCAAGAACGGCUUCAUUGACGGUUUCAUUGACGAGGAGCAGCGUGGCCAGAAAAAGGUACGCUUUGCGGAGUCAGCCCCAGGCGACGUGGAUCUUCCCCAACGAUCGCUUCGCGGACGCGCAGUGGGCCAGCCAGUGUGCUGGGCUGUCAAAGACGCCAGCUGCGGCAUGCGCGGCUACGUCAUCGGCCCCAGCAGCGGCUGCGCUGAGGAUUGCCUGAUCGCGUCAUUUAAGGGCAAGGGGGCGCUUGCCGAAGCGCCCAGUGGCUGCGAGGUAGGUGUCGAGCCGCAAUUGCCUGGUCACGUGGCGGGGUCGACCGUGCACUUUGCAGCGAAGAAGCGCCGGCGCCUGGGCCCGCGCAAGGGCAAGGUCAUAUUCGACAUGAAAGUCAUCGUGAUUGGCCAGAGCGCAGCUUUCAUGGAGCCCUCGUUGCUCGCGAUGUUCAACGGUGAGAGCUACCGCGUCAGCACGCGCCCCGACACGCUGAGCGACGCCGAUGAGCGCUGCGACGAGGUCGAGAAUCCUUCGCUGAAGAUGUUUGACAUCGACGACCUGCCCAGGGCCGCGGCGAAGACGAGGCGCCCAGCGGCGAGCUAUGCAUUCCCUGAGAUCGCGCCCCCCGCGCGCCUGUUCUUCGCGGCACUCGUCUACGCCAUUUGCGGGCCGAUUG
This is a messenger RNA of Prorocentrum cordatum, 718 nucleotides long. The record is from the annotation of a GenBank genome assembly. Lineage: Eukaryota; Dinophyceae; Prorocentrales; Prorocentraceae.